Messenger RNA from Ruditapes philippinarum (Manila clam), 5333 nucleotides. Its product is annotated as general vesicular transport factor p115-like. Gene Ontology annotation, cellular component: Golgi membrane; ER to Golgi transport vesicle membrane; endoplasmic reticulum. Lineage: Eukaryota; Metazoa; Mollusca; Bivalvia; Venerida; Veneridae. Gene Ontology annotation, biological process: intracellular protein transport; vesicle fusion with Golgi apparatus; transcytosis. The coding region runs from base 55 to 2919 and encodes 954 amino acids. The transcript has 22 exons. The record is from RefSeq and is a predicted model, not a curated record.
GUUAAUGAUAAUUGCAAGCGCUUACCGACAAGGCAUACUGCCACGUCGCUGCGCAUGCGUUACAGUUCCAAAAUGGACUACUUCCGUAAAUAUUUGGGAGCACAACCUGGAGAAGGACAGCCCAGUGGUGCUGAAACAGUUGAGAGACUUGUUGAUAGAGCUUCUUCAUCUACUCUUCUUGAAGACCGUAGGGAUGCUGUCAGAGCAAUUAAAGCACUAUCAAGGAAAUUUCGGCUUGAGGUUGGAACUCAGGCAAUGGAAACACUUCUUCACGUCUUGGAAUCGGACAGGUCAGAUUCUGAAAUAACUGGUUAUGCAUUAGAUGCCUUUUGUAAUGUCAUGUCAAAUGAACCAACGGAUGAUGAAGAGGAAGUACAGUUCCAAGGACCAGAUGAUUUAGGUGCUCAAUUUACAGAAAUCUUUAUAAAGAAAUCAGACAAUGUUGGACUUCUACUGUCACUGUUGGAGGAGUAUGACUUCCAUGUGAGAUGGCCGACAGUGAAGUUAAUCACCAUAUUGUUGACUAACAAAUGUAAAGAUCUACAGGAGUGUAUACUAGUUCAUCCAAUGGGAGUUUCCAAAUUAAUGGACCUUUUGUCUGAUAGCCGGGAAAUCAUUAGAAAUGAUGCUCUUUUGUUGUUGAACCAAUUGACGAGAAGCAAUGCAAAUAUCCAGAAGAUUGUAGCAUUUGAAAAUGCUUUUGAACGUCUCCUUGAUAUUAUACAUGAAGAAGGCGGAAUAGAUGGAGGCAUAGUUGUUGAGGACUGCUUACUUCUGUUACUUAACCUGUUGAAAAAUAAUUCCUCAAACCAAAACUUUUUCCGAGAGGGCAGCCAUGUCAAAUAUCUGACUCCAUUCUUUGACCUUGAGCAAGAUCCACAUAGAUCACAGGUUGGCUGGUCUGCUCAGAAAGUUACAAAUAUACAUCUAGUUUUACAGCUUGUGAGGUCACUUGUAUCGCCCAGUAAUCCACAACAACUCAACACUAACUGUCAGAAGACAAUGUAUACAUGUGGUCUGGUGCAACAAUUGUGUACAAUAUUGAUGGCCAGUGGUGUACCAGCUGAUGUUCUCACAGAGACUAUAAACACUGUAGCUGAAGUUAUCAGAGGGAAUCUACAAAACCAGGAAUACUUUGCUUCAGUGAUGGCUCCAUCUAAUCCACCAAGCUACCCAAGUCUUAUACCAGCUAUUGUUGUACUGCUCAUGUCAAUGGUAAACGAGAAACAACCAUUUACUCUCCGCUGUGCUGUACUUUACUGCUUCCAGUCAUUCCUCUAUAAAAAUGAAGUAGGCCAGUCACAAAUUGUACAGACUUUGUUACCUACUUCUGCUGAUGUAAACACAAUAUCAGCUGGUCAGUUGUUGUGUGGUGGACUAUUUAGUACAGAUUCAUUAUCUAAUUGGUUUGCUGCAGUAGCUAUGUUAAAUGCUAUAUCAGAUAAUGCUACACAGAAAGAGCAGUUGUUACGUGUACAGCUAGCAACCAGUCUUGGUAAUCCACCUGUCUCUCUUUUACAACAGUGCUGUAAUAUAGUAGCUCAGGGUGGACGUGUUCAAACAAGACUGGGUAUCCUGAUGUUACUGGCUACCUGGAUGGCAGAUUGUCCUACAGCUGUCUCACACUUCCUCUUCAACACGGCAAAUGUUCCUUAUCUGAUCUCUCAGGUGUCAUCAUCUGAUGGUGAUGAAAAUGAACAGAAUGUUCAAGGAUUGUGUGCCUUCCUCCUUGGUAUAUGUCUACUUAGUAAUGAUGACCAGAACGAAACAUUCACUACGGCAUCAUUGCGACAGAUUAUUGAGAAGAGGAUAGGGUUAGAGGCUUUCACAAACAAACUAACUCAAGUCACCAAGUCAGAGAGUUAUACACGAGCUAUAAAAAAACCUCACAUUAAUUAUAAACAAGCUAGUGAAGUUGUUUUUGACUACGAGUUUUGUAGAUUGUUUAAAAGUGUAGAACAUGACAUAUUAAAAGCUUUAUCAUCUAAUAAUAGAGAAGAAAGUAAGAAACAGUUGGCCAAUCUGAAGGAACAUGAAAGUAUAGUUACACAAUAUAAAGACUUAAUUCAAGAACAGGAUGAGAGAUUAAAAGAUUGCCAGGGCCGGUUAGAGUCUAUAGAAGGGGAAUAUAGAAAGGCUAAAAAACAGUUAGAAGAUUAUGCUCAACAAAUUCAACAGCUAAAAGACCAAAAUGCUUUAUUAAAAGCCACAAAAGGUUCUAAAACUUCUGAUGGUGAUAAAGAUGAAGAAGUUAGAACUUUAAAUGAUAGAGUACAGUCCCUUAGUUUACAAUUAUCAGAAAAAGAAUCACAUAUAGAAAAAUUAAAAACAGAUUUAUCUGUAGUAGAGGCAAGGGUUGUUGCUCAGGAAAUGGGUGAAGAGGAUAAAGAAAAUAAUCCCAGUGAAACAGCAGUGUUACAACAAACUGUUAAUAGGUUAAAUACAGAUUUACAUGAAUUGCGUGUUGAACUGUCAAAUAAAGACGCAGAAAUUAAUAAACUAAAUUCUGAGUGUAGUCAGUUACAAACUCAAUUACAGCAAGUGCAAUCAAUAUCAAAUACCAGCAAUGAAGAUUCAGAUGCCAAAGUAGUUUCUCUCUCCGAGGACGUGACAAAACUAACUGAUGAGAGAAAUACAUUACAAGACCGAGUGAAAAAAGCUAAUGAAGAAAAUUUAAAUCUCAUUGAUAAAGUUCAUAAAAUGGAGGACGAGUUAUCUAAGAAAGAUGGAGAAAAAGAUAUGAUUAAAGAGGAGUUAGAAACAUUAAAGAAGGAACAGGAAGAUUUAUUGGUGCUACUAGCUGACCAGGACACUAAAAUUGACAAAUAUAAACAGAAAUUAAAGGAGCUUGGACAAGAAGUUGAGGACGAUGAUGAUGAUGAUGACUUUGAUGUUGAAGAUGAUGAUGAUGAAAGCUGAGAAAAUAAUACAGUUGCUAUGGAGAUAUAUUCCAUAUUGGGAUACCUGCUUUAAGACUCUGAUUUUUUUAAUUAAAUAAAGAAUGGGAGAGGUCAUGGUAAAAAGUCAGAAGGUUGAGCUUAUUUAUUGGACUUGGGUCAGUUUUGAUUUAAUGAUAUAUAUCAAUUGAACACACAGGAAUAAAACAGAAGAAAGUAGAAAUUUAUCUGCGUUGCUGAAGCGAAAUUUUACAUCAGCUUGUAAUCAACCAUUAAUCUAAUGAAUUGAUUGCUGGGUGAAAGAAUCAAAGUUUUAUUAUUGUACACCAAAAUUACAGGUUUUCAAAUGCAAUAACAUUAGAUAACCACACAAUUGAACCAUAAUUUUGUUAAACCAAGUUGUCCUAGUAUUGUUAACCCAUGUACAGUAUUUGUAAGUGAUUGGCAGCUUUUAAUAAACACAACAUAUAGAUAUCUUAAUGUAUCUUAGUCUACAAACAAAUUAUUGCUAUUCUGUAUAGGAUAACUGGAUAUUGUUUCAACCAACUUUGUCAUGACUGUUUUCAAAGCAUUUUUUUGCCUACAAGUUUUUAAUGAUUUAUGUAAACUCUUAAUGGGAGUAAAUCAAUGCAAUAUUGUUCUCUUACAGAAAGUUGCUGUGUUCAAAACUGGUUUACAAUCUCUUGAUAAUUAAUGUAAACCUCUGAUACAAAUAAAACAUUAAAACUGUUCUAUUCAUCUAAAUAAGACCAUUCACAAACAGAGCACAAAUUUUUGAAGAUUAUUAAAUCAAGUGUGCCAUAGAUAAUGUGAUGAACGAUUAACUUUGAAUGUUAUGUUCCAAGUUUAUUGCCCAUGUCGGUAAUAUUCAGAAUAAAUUUGCCAUUCAUUUUCAUUAAUCUUUACUUAGAAAUUCUAUGGAAUAAGGCAUUGAAUAUUUGGUUGCUUUUUUGGAAAUGAAAUGUUAUUGAGUGACCUUGAUUCAGUAAGUCAAGACAUUUGCACAGAUUGUAUAUAUUAAGUACUGAUGUUCAUGAAAUAAUCAUAGGAAAGACUUGGAAUGUUUUGUUUAUGAAAUAAUCAUGUGGAAGAUUUGAAUAAAUAGAAGAUCUUAGAAUCUUGAUGAGAACAAUUUAAAAGGUGCCAUGUGGAAAUGUUCAUGUUAUAUGUACCAAUCAAACAUUUCUUCAAAAUUCUUGUUGUUUUUGUCUAUUUCUUCAUAACACCAGUUUUAUACCAUCUACUGACCCAUACAAGGCUGUUGUCAAUUAAAAAAACGACAACAAAAAAACUUCACCUUAAAAAAAAUCACCUUUAAUACAUAUAUUUCUAGGGGCGAGCUGCAUAUUAAUCAUCUAGAUUCAUGUAAAUAUGUAAACCUUUGAUGAAAAUUUAUCUUUUUGUGACACUACUUUGUGUGGGGCAGUAGCUGUAUUAAAUACAACAAAGUGUCAACUUCUGUAUGAAAUAUUUGUAUAACUAACUAGUCAUCUUUGUUAUGUCAUUGUGCAUUUGUUCAAAUUCAUUAACAUUAUUGCUACAAUCAUUUGUACAGUCGAUUCAGAGAAUAAAUGAAAAUAAAAAAUUAUAAACUAUACAAUUUUGAAAGUGCUUCUCUUGAGAUUUUGGUUAAGUUUUUAUCAUGAUCGUUUGCAUUGUUGUUGUAUAAAAAUUAUUUGUUCAUUUUUCCCCAAAAAAAUAUUCUUUUAAAGGCACAUUAUGCCUCAGACUUUUUUUUCUUCUGUAGAAUGGGCAAACAUGUGUUUUAUACUGUUGCAAUAAUGGAUUUAGAACAUGCUAGAUGCUUGUCAUUAUCACCCUGAAAAUAGCAUUAAAUGUAAAAUAAUUUGUGUUGCAAAAUGUUAACAAAGUAGUAUUUUGACUUCCAUACAAAAUACCAACGCUACUUUUGCUUGACUUUUUGACAAACACUAAAGAGGCAGUAUAUAGCUCAGCUUCAUGGCCAAUGAGUAACAUUUUGGAAACUGUAACAGAAUACCAAAAAAAUGAAAAGCUUUUGAAAAAUUAAAAUGAUAGCAUUUUUGAGAUUUAAUGGGCCUUUAAUAUAAUAAAACAAGUGCUGCAUAUUUAUGUAUUCAUGCUUUUAUAGUAACAUUGCUUGAGGUGAAUUAUAAGGUAGCAGUUGUAAUGAAGAUCACAUUGUGAAACACAUUGUAUAAUGACAAUGUUUAAAAGGCUGAUGAAAUUAUGAUUUUAUUUCAUGUUCUGAAUUGUAAUUCCUUUUAUUUAAAUUCAAUGGCUUUAGAAAAACAUGUUUUAUUUUUCUACCCUUCAUUUUGUGUGUAUAUGAAUGUUAUAUAAGUUGUAUUUAUUUUGCUAUCAGAUGGUUAAUUGUAUAUACAAAUGGUCUUGUUCAUGACAGGGCAUAUAUUAUAUAUAUUGAGAAAAUUCAUGAAAAUAAAAUGAUGAAAUCUU